Messenger RNA from Lithohypha guttulata, 1599 nucleotides. RefSeq lists its product as uncharacterized. The record is from RefSeq and is a predicted model, not a curated record. Gene Ontology annotation, cellular component: membrane. Gene Ontology annotation, biological process: transmembrane transport; L-cysteine transport. The coding region runs from base 1 to 1599 and encodes 532 amino acids. Gene Ontology annotation, molecular function: L-cysteine transmembrane transporter activity. NCBI's taxonomy places the organism in Eukaryota, Fungi, Ascomycota, Eurotiomycetes, Chaetothyriales, Trichomeriaceae. The transcript has 3 exons.
AUGCAUACCACAGCCAGGGCAGUCAUGCCCAAGGACGAUGUGCCCACAGCCGAUGCAAAGUCUGGCGACAUUGCUCAAAUUGAGCGCACGAUUUCCACAACUUCGAUUGACCCUUCAGUCGAGAAAGACCACCAGGACUACAACCGUAUAGACAACGAGGUUGCAAAAUAUGCCUCCGACUCAGUGAUCGAGAUCACACCAGAGGAAAACAAGAGAUUGAAAAGGGCGAUCGAUAAGCGAGUAUUGACAAUCAUGGUUGCCACAUACUUCCUCCAGGCUCUUGACAAGGGAACCAUGAGCUUUGCUGCAAUCAUGGGCAUUCGAACAGAUACUCACCUUGUUGGUCAGCAGUAUUCAUGGCUCACAACCUGCAUUUACAUCGCUGUUCUUGUCGUUGAGUAUCCAACCAACUGGAUAAUUCAGCGAGUGCCAAUAGCCAAAUACCUCGGUCUUAACAUCAUCCUCUGGGGCAUCGUCCUAGCCUGCCAUGCCGCCUGCACAAACUUUCCGCAACUCGUCGCCGUGCGAACUCUGUUAGGUAUCUUCGAGUGUGUCUGCCAGCCCGCCUUUUUGGUCCUCAGUUCGAUGUGGUAUAAGAGAGAAGAGCAGGCACAAACCGUCGCUUUGUGGUAUUGCAUGAAUGGUGGACAACAGAUCGUUGGUGGUCUGCUCGCCUACUGCUUCUCGCUCAUCAAAGGGCAGGCACUCAAAUCCUGGCAGGCUCUGUUCAUCACGUAUGGCGGCUUCAGCGUCUUGUGGGGCGUCUUCGUCAUAUUCUACAUGCCUGAUAGCCCCAUGAGAGCCAAAUGCUUCAGUGAGGAGGAUAAGAAGCUCAUGGUCGAACGAGUGCGAUCCAACCAGACCGGUCUUCAAAACCGCAAGUUCCGAUCUGAACAAGUCAAAGAAGCCUUCCUCGACCCUCAAAUGUAUUGUUACAUGCUCAUCGCAAUAUGCACAACUUUACCCACGAGCGGCCUGGGAGCUUUUUACGGUAUCGUUGUCAAUUCUUUGGGCUUCAGCGUUCUCGAAACUCAACUGCUGGCCAUGGUUCUUGGUGUCGUCAUCAUCCUCAUUCUGCUCUCCAGUGCCUGGCUCGUCAAGAAGUACAACCAGAACUGUCUGACGAUGGGCAUCUUUGUCAUUCCUUCUUUCAUUGGCACGAUCGUACUGAUGACAGUGCAGAACCACGAUAUUGCAACACGAGCUGGCCUCUUGAUCUCCUACUAUGUUGUUCUCACCUUCUGGGCUGCACAGACAAUCUCCAUGUCUAUGAUUUCUCGCAACGUCGCUGGAGCAACCAAGAAGACGGUGGUCGUGGCUGCUAACUUUUGUGCGUGGUGUGCAGGCAACUCAAUUGGGCCACAAGUCUUUCUAGCGUUCGACGCGCCAAGAUAUUUCAUCGCGUUCGCGACACACAUGGGAUGCUAUGCGCUCCUUGUGCUUGUAAUUAUCUUCUUGAGAUGGCAUCUGAAGCGGCAGAACAAGAAGAAGGAUGAGCUUGCUGCUGCUGGCGUGAGGGAAGCGAAGGAUGAAAGAAUGGUUCACGCCUUUGAAGAUCUGACUGAUCGGGAGAAUCCUAACUUCAGAUAUAUGUACUAG